CGAACUAAACGCGUGCCAUAAUUAUUUUAUUUUUCAUUUUCAGUUGACUGGUUUUCAAUGUUUUUCAUUUAUUACUAUCCAAUUUUUUAAUUUUAUUUUCAUGUCUUGUUACAAUGUAGUUACGACAAGUUAAUGUGAAAAUAGAUUUCUAGUGAAAGAUAAAAUUAUCUCAAGUCUUAUUCCUACUCUAUUGUUCAAUAUCUUCAAAAAAAGAUUGUAACCAAUGGACAAUUACUACACAUUGGUUAUUGGUGGAGAGAAGCAGCUGUACUGGGAGAAAAAGUUACGUGAGAUAUCAUCCUCUCGAGAAGCUUGGUGACGGACACGCGGACGCCCUCAAGAACGAGAGUUAUCUGCGGGUGUAGUUAAGUGAAUGUGUAUGUGUAUGUGUAAGUAGAUGCAACAUUCAUCUAGGACACCAGUGUAAAUAUGACGCGUGGAUUACACCAGUUUACCUGAUACUCGAGGAUAUUUACUCCAAGUCCUCCUUGCUUCGAGAAAAAGGAUGCAUGCUGAAAAACCGUUUGUGGUGAAAAUCUCGCCGUAGCAUGCCAAGAAGCAACGAAAGGGGUGUUUAUGUGAUCCCACGCCGAUCGCAACAGUCUGUUAGGUCAAGUUGUAUAGAAACGUGGAAAAAAGGAAGACGGAGGAGAUAGUACGAGGGAAACCUUGUACUUAGCAGUAGAAGUAGUGGUAGGAGGACACGAGGUGAGGUUGACACGAGUGACCGAUGAGCACAGGUGAUGGCGUCGUGUCUACGUCGGGUCCCGGAAUUGAUAACGGGGCCCGCGCCACCUCGCUUGGUUCUACACCACAGCUGGGUGUUCAAACGGCGAGUAUUACCGCGCCGCAAGAUGGUCUUGGGUCCUCUAAAACCCAGGUAGCAGGAGGAGUUGGAGGUGGUGGUGGAGGAGGAGGCACCACUACCACAGCUCCGAAAAGACCUGCUAGAAGAGGUGGUAAACCACCACCUGAUCGACCUGUACGGGCAUUAUUUUGUUUGCCCCUCAAGAACCCAGUUAGAAAAAUGUGUAUUGAUGUUGUAGAAUGGAAACCCUUUGAGUGGCUCAUUCUUUUGACGAUCUUUGCUAAUUGUGUUGCUUUAGCAGUUUAUACACCUUAUCCAUGUGGUGAUUCUAAUCAAACCAAUAUGUAUUUAGAAAAAAUUGAAUACGUAUUUCUUGUCAUUUUUACGGUUGAGUGUGUUAUGAAAAUCAUUGCUUAUGGUUUCGCAUUGCAUCCUGGUGCAUACCUACGUAACGGUUGGAAUAUGUUGGAUUUUACUAUAGUUGUAAUUGGAAUGAUUAGCACAAUAUUAACAUUUCUUAUGAAAGAAGGUUUUGAUGUUAAGGCAUUGAGAGCUUUUCGAGUUUUACGACCACUUCGGCUGGUUUCUGGUGUUCCAAGUCUUCAAGUUGUACUUAAUUCCAUCCUAAAAGCCAUGGUGCCAUUGCUUCACAUUGCAUUACUAGUCAUUUUUGUAAUUAUCAUUUAUGCAAUCAUAGGACUUGAACUUUUUUCUGGAAAAAUGCAUAAAACUUGUAGAAAUAAUCUAACAGAUAAAAUAAUGGAUGAUCCACAUCCUUGUGGUGACAGUGGAUUUCAAUGUAGUUCACUUGGUGAUGAAUAUUACUGUAGUCGCCAAUAUUGGGAAGGUCCGAAUCAUGGAAUUACAAAUUUUGAUAAUUUUGGUUUGGCUAUGUUGACUGUCUUCCAAUGUAUAACUCUUGAAGGGUGGACUGACGUUUUGUAUGAUAUAGAAGAUGCUAUGGGCAGUACAUGGCAAUGGCUUUACUUUAUCUCGAUGGUUAUUCUCGGAGCUUUCUUUGUAAUGAAUUUAAUUCUCGGAGUCUUGUCUGGGGAAUUCUCAAAAGAGAGAGAAAAAGCCAAAGCUCGUGGUGAUUUUCAUAAGCUUAGAGAAAAACAGCAAAUUGAAGACGAUUUACGUGGAUAUUUAGAUUGGAUAACUCAAGCAGAAGUGAUUGAACCAGAAGCAGAUGAAAGACUACAAAUACAGGAUGGAAAACAAAAGCAACAAAAUGAAAUGGAAAGUACUGACAGGCUUGAAGGUGAUGAAGAGGGUAUGCAACAAGAAUCAAUGUGGAAGAGAAAAAAACGAAAUUUUGAUAGAGUUAACCGACGAAUGAGAAGAGCUUGCAGACAAGCUGUAAAGUCUCAAAUUUUUUAUUGGUUAAUCAUAGUUUUGGUAUUUUUAAACACUUUGAUAUUAGCGACUGAACAUUACAAACAACCAGACUGGCUUGAUCGAUUUCAAGAGGUCACAAAUAUGUUUUUUAUUGCCCUCUUCAGUAUGGAGAUGAUGUUAAAAAUGUACAGUUUAGGAUUCCAGGGAUAUUUUGUAUCAUUAUUCAAUCGAUUUGAUUGUUUCGUCGUCAUAGGUUCAAUUAGUGAAAUGAUUUUAACACGCACAGAAGUAAUGCCACCUUUAGGAGUUUCUGUACUUCGAUGUGUACGACUUUUAAGAGUUUUCAAAGUCACAAAAUACUGGAGAUCGCUCUCGAAUCUUGUAGCUUCCCUCUUGAAUUCGAUACAAUCAAUCGCUUCCUUAUUACUUUUACUCUUUCUCUUCAUCGUCAUUUUUGCUCUAUUAGGCAUGCAGGUUUUUGGUGGUAAAUUCAACUUUGAUGACCUGCAAGAUAAACCACGUAGUAACUUUGAUAGUUUCUGGCAGAGUUUACUUACAGUCUUUCAAAUAUUAACAGGCGAAGAUUGGAAUGCUGUAAUGUAUAUAGGCAUUCGGGCAUAUGGUGGAGUUUCUACCCAUGGCAUUCUCGCUUGCAUUUACUUUAUCAUUCUUUUUAUUUGCGGAAACUACAUUCUUCUUAAUGUCUUCUUGGCUAUUGCUGUAGAUAAUCUUGCCGAUGCAGAAUCACUGACUGCCAUUGAAAAGGAAGCCGAAGAAGAAGCUGAAAAAAAUAAAUCCCGAAGUGGAUCAUUAGUAAGAGAUGAAUUAAGUGGUGAGUGUGAAGAUGACAGAGGUGAUAUUACAGGGGGUGAAGACGAAGAAGAAGAAGAGGAAGGUGGCGGUACUGAUCUCGAUCAAGAUCCUAAUAAUGAAACAAUGGAUGAUUAUGAGGCAGCUUUAGAUACUGGAGGAUCGAAAGAUGGUGAUGAUGAUGACGACCGUCGUCAUGCUAAAGUUCGUAUUAAUAUUGAGUCUGAUGAUGAAAAUUUUGAGCAUGGUGAUGAAGAAGAUGAAGAUGAUCAUACAGAAAUAGAUGGUGAUAUGGGAACGGAAGAAGUAUCGGCUCGACCACGAAGAAUGUCUGAAUAUAAUAUGGCAACAGCCAAACAACCAAUUCCAGAAGGCUCUUCAUUUUUCUUAUGGUCUAACAAGAGUAGAUUUAGGAUUUUUUGUCACUGGUUAUGCAAUCAUAGUUGGUUUGGCAAUAUUAUAUUGAUGUGUAUCCUAAUUUCUUCCGGUAUGCUUGCAGCAGAAGAUCCUCUAAAUGCACAAUCUGAUCUUAAUCAAAUAUUAAAUUAUUUUGACUAUUUUUUUACAUCAGUAUUUACGAUUGAAAUUUGUUUAAAAAUGAUCUCAUAUGGAUUUGUAAUGCAUGACGGAGCUUUUUGCCGUUCAGCAUUCAAUCUUCUUGACCUUCUUGUUGUCUGUGUGUCACUUAUCUCGAUGGCUUGGAGAUCUGGGGCAAUUUCAUUUAUUAAAAUUCUUCGAGUUCUUCGUGUUUUAAGACCUCUUCGAGCCAUUAAUCGAGCAAAAGGACUUAAGCACGUAGUUCAGUGCGUCAUCGUAGCUGUAAAGACUAUCGGAAACAUUGUCCUCGUCACCAGCCUUCUGCAGUUCGUCUUUGCCGUAAUUGGCGUACAACUUUUUAAGUACGUAGUGAAAUGUGUGAUUGUCGCCAUUAAAACAAUUGGCAACAUUAUGUUGGUCACCUAUCUCCUACAGUUCAUGUUUGCUGUUAUUGGAGUACAGCUAUUUAAGGGUAAAUUUUUCAUGUGUAAUGAUGAAUCUAAAAUUACUGAAGCUGAAUGCCAAGGAACAUUUUUGGUAUUCGAAGAAGGACAUAUUACGAGACCAGUAGUAAAAGAAAGGGUAUGGAGAAAAAAUCGAUUCCAUUUUGAUGAUGUGGCUAAAGCUAUGCUAACUUUAUUUACUGUAUCAACAUUUGAAGGCUGGCCAGGACUUUUAUACGUCUCUAUUGAUUCAAAUCGAGAAAAUCACGGACCAAUUCAUAAUUUUCGACCAAUCGUGGCGGCUUAUUACAUUAUUUAUAUUAUUAUAAUAGCAUUCUUUAUGGUAAACAUCUUUGUAGGUUUUGUUAUUGUCACUUUUCAAAAUGAAGGUGAACAAGAGUACAAAAAUUGCGAAUUGGAUAAAAAUCAGCGUAAUUGUAUAGAAUUUGCUUUAAAAGCAAAACCAGUUAGGCGUUAUAUUCCUAAACAUCGUAUACAAUACAAAGUGUGGUGGUUUGUUACAUCUCAACCGUUUGAAUAUACAAUUUUUACUUUAAUUAUAAUAAAUACCAUCACGCUAGCAAUGAAAUUUUACAACCAGCCAGAUCCUUAUACUCAUGCUCUUGAUGUACUUAAUAUGAUAUUUACUGCCGUCUUUGCACUUGAAUUUGUUUUUAAACUUGCGGCGUUUCGAUUCAAGAAUUAUUUUGGAGAUGCCUGGAAUGUCUUUGACUUUAUCAUCGUCUUAGGAAGCUUCAUUGACAUAGUUUACUCCGAAGUGAAUGCACGACUGCAUAUCAAGGCGGGAGGUACUCCCCUCCCCAACGUAAAAAGUCCGGGCUCCAAUAUUAUAUCCAUCAAUUUCUUCAGACUUUUCCGUGUGAUGCGAUUAGUCAAGCUUUUAAGCAGAGGAGAAGGAAUUAGGACGUUACUGUGGACAUUUAUCAAGUCCUUUCAAGCCUUACCUUAUGUUGCUCUCCUAAUCGUGAUGUUAUUUUUUAUCUAUGCCGUGAUAGGCAUGCAAGUCUUUGGAAAAAUUGCUCUUGAUAAUGAUACUGAAAUUAAUCGGAACAAUAACUUUCAAACUUUUCCUCAAGCAGUUUUAAUUUUAUUUAGAUCAGCAACUGGAGAAUCAUGGCAAAAUAUCAUGCUUGAUUGUUCUAACCGUCCGGGUGAAGUUAAAUGUGAUCCGAAAAGUGAUGAUAAAGAUAGUUUAAAUGGCUGCGGAAAUGACAUUGCUUUUCCCUAUUUUAUAUCUUUUUACGUUCUUUGCUCAUUUUUAAUUAUUAAUCUUUUCGUCGCUGUAAUUAUGGAUAAUUUUGAUUAUCUUACACGUGACUGGUCGAUCUUAGGACCUCAUCAUCUUGAUGAAUUUAUUCGCCUCUGGUCUGAAUAUGAUCCUGAUGCAAAAGGUCGCAUAAAACAUUUAGAUGUGGUCACAUUAUUAAGAAAAAUAUCUCCGCCAUUAGGAUUUGGAAAAUUAUGUCCUCAUCGAGUAGCUUGUAAGAGAUUGGUUUCCAUGAAUAUGCCUCUUAACAGUGAUGGUACUGUACUGUUUAAUGCGACAUUAUUCGCAGUAGUAAGAACUUCAUUGCGUAUUAAAACAGAAGGUAAUAUAGAUGAGGCAAAUGCUUCUCUUCGUGCUGUAAUAAAGAAAAUAUGGAAAAGAACAAGUCCGAAAUUAUUAGAUCAAGUUGUUCCACCACCAGGAGUUGAUGAUGAAGUGACAGUUGGCAAGUUUUAUGCAACAUUUUUAAUUCAAGAUUAUUUCCGUCGUUUUAAAAAGCGAAAAGAACAGGAAAUGAAAGAAGGAGAUAAAGAGUGUCAUAAUACGGUGACACUUCAAGCUGGUUUAAGAACAUUACAUGAAGCUGGACCUGAAUUAAAAAGAGCAAUUUCGGGAAAUUUAGAAGAAUUAUUGGAUGAUAAUCCAGAACCAACGCACAGGAGAAAUCAUUCAUUAUUUGGCAGUGUUUGGUCUAGUAUGCGACGAGGUCACCAUAAUUUUCAUCGAGCUAAAUCAUUAAAAACAAAUAGCAAUAAUGUCCCUAAAAUAUCACCAUCGAACUCAAUUGAUUUUCUACCUUACGCAUCAGCACUACAUAGAACUGGUGGAAUUGCUGAUGGUAAUAAUCAAAUUACCGCACGGUCUCAUCAAGUAGUGCCAAAUAUUACAGGUGGUGUGGGUGACUCUAUUGCCAAUCAAAUAGGUCAAGAAUCCCGAUUAGCAAGUUUUGAAGAAAAUAUCCCAAUGAGACCAUUGGCAAUAUUUGCUAAUUCUGGAAUGCAACCAGGAAACUUUCAAAAUCCAUAUAAAGUUUUAGAUCUUGAGGAUGGAAUUGAGCAACAGCUAACACCUCCAACACCGCCACCGAGAAGGAAUUUGGCAUCAAAAGGAACUGCUGCUAUCACCUUUGCCGUUUCUUCAGGUGUUACAAAGGGUGAUUCCAGUACUACUACAACGACAAGUCCAACAAUUUCGCCAAGUCCAACACCAAGUCCAAGUGUUGGAUCUUCUUCUAAUGACGGAGGAGUUGGUAGGGCACGUUACUAUGCUUAUGCAUCUCGAGGAUGUUGUGUAGACAUUGUUGAUUGGAAUCAACAACAACAUCAACAACAACACGUGGACGACACUUCUCUAGAUGAUGAUACUGCAAGUGGAUCUACGAAACCGGAACGAAAAUCAUGUUCGGAAAAAAAUAAACACAUAGAUGUAUUAAAAAAAGCUUCAAGUUUAAGAUGUCCAUCAACUAAAAAAAAAUUUACCUACAGUUCGAGGUCAUUUAAAGAACCUCGAACUCCCGGAGAAACAAAAAGUAUAAUGAAUGGAUUAAAACUUGCUCAAACACAGGCUUUAGCUGUUGCCGGAUUUAUGACAAACACGAGUGCAAGACCUUUACGAAUUUGUGAAUCCUGUAUAACUCAUCGGGCUUCAUUUCAUGGCAGAGUUUCUUGGGGCGGUGAAAGCAAUGGAACAGUUGGAGGAGGUAGAGGCUCUGAGCGAUUGGUUCACAGUUUACCUGGUAGUCCCGCUGAUCGCAAACCCAACUUUGAGGUCAUUGGUAGUGCUGAGAGUCUAGUAGGACGAGUUCUUGCAGAACAAGGUCUAGGCAAAUAUUGUGAUCCAGAUUUCGUGAGAUAUACAUCGAGAGAAAUGCAAGAAGCAUUAGAUAUGACAAGAGAGGAGAUGGAUCGCGCUGCUCAUCAGCUUUUACUUCAAGAACGUAGAGGACAACCACUAACUUAUCAAUUACAACAAAGUAUGGAUCAACAUUGGAAUCCUCGACCACAGGGUCCACGAGAAGUAAUGUAUGAACAAUUACGGGAACAAAUGCCGUCUUUAGAACAAUCACAAAUACAAACAUUAUCAUCAUCAUCAUCAUCACCACCAUCACAACAACAACAACAACAACAACAACAACAACCACUAUAUAGGCAACCACCAUCUUAGCAAAAAUGGCCAAGUUUUAAGACUGCAAUAGCUCGAAACUACAUUGGCAACGAAAAUUUUUUGUUGAAUUCGUAUUGCAAUUUAAUUGUUAACUUUAGUAAUAAAAAAAUUGGAAAUAUUAAAGUAGUUGUCUUGGUUUGUCAUAUCAACUAUGCAUAAUAUAAACAAUAGAGUAUAAAUAAUGUCUCUUUCAAACCAUAAGUAUUAAUAAUAUACUCUAAAUAUUUUAAUUUUCUGUAAAAUAUAAUAGUUUCGUUUUAAAAUAUAUAAAAUAUAAUAUUUAACUCUAUUUGUUGAUGUGCAUAAUACGAGGCAACUACUUUAAAUAUCUUUAUAACGUAAUAUCAUCAUCAUUAAGAUAUUAUUACUCUACAAAAGAUUUUGUUUUUCUUUUGAGUUAGAGUUUUAAAUAAUUUAAAAAUAGUUUUAAAUCUUUACAAAUAUUAAUAAAGUUGAAACAUAAGAUUCAUAAUAAUCAUUAUAAGUUUGUAGGGUAAUAUUGGUAAGGUGAUGAUAAAAAGUACAUACAUGAAAAAAAUAUUUCAGAAAUUUAGUUUAUCCUUUCAUACUAAUAAUAUAAUAAUAAUGAUAACGAUCAACGUCAGAAUUAUUAUCUAUCGAUGAAUAUUAGAGAAUGAAAAAAUUGAAUAAUUAGAAACAACAAGUGCCUAAGUAUCUAUAGUAACUUUGUGUGAUUUGGACCAGACCAAGACCUUUAUCAAUUCAGGUAAAUCAUAUUAUAAAUGCGGUUUGAAGUACAUUACUUUCGAUUACGUGCAAUUGAUUUAUAUAAAACUCGAUAGUUUGAGUAGACUAUAAAUAAAUGAAGUAACUGAAAAAUAUUAGCCAAGUUAUUUUUGCGUAUCCACUUGAGAUCGAUGUUAGGUAAAAAAUAAAAUACUAGUUUGAAAAAAUUCUCAUUAAUUGGUAUACACAUUCGAUUUUAUUGUAUUGUCGCUUUUUGACGUUGUCCUUAUUAUACUACAAUUGUCUACUGUCUUUUUGUACUAUUUCAAUUGUAAAAAAAGAAAAAACAAAAAAACAACAACAAUAAAUUUGAACCAAGAAAUAAAAGGGAUAAAGAGAUACGUAAAAAAAGAAAUAAUAGUAUUCAUGGAUAGUGUUUAUAGUAGAUAAACAAUGAAUUUAAUGGAAAGAAAAAAGGUGAAUAAAUAAUUGGAAUAGCAAAUAUCAGGGACUGUGGAGUGGAUCAUAAGUAAAAAUUUGCAAAACAUUCGUAUCGUGUUGUGACUGAUUUACUCGAAUAUUGGAUCCAUAAAUCCAGUAAUUUAUAUUAUUUAGUCUAAUUGUUUAAUAGUAAGUUUUAUUUCAAACAUGACUAUGACUUAAAAAACUUACUUUUUCGAUUAUUUUAAAUGAGAAAAAUUAAUCUUUCUUUAUUAUUAUUGACACAAUUAUUAUCAAGCAUAUUAAUAGUAAUCAUUCUUAUGAUAUUAUUUUUAUUAAUAAUUUUUUUU
Messenger RNA from Chelonus insularis, 8865 nucleotides. It is a transcript of the gene Ca-alpha1D, whose product is annotated as Ca[2+]-channel protein alpha[[1]] subunit D. The record is from RefSeq and is a predicted model, not a curated record. NCBI's taxonomy places the organism in Eukaryota, Metazoa, Arthropoda, Insecta, Hymenoptera, Braconidae. The transcript has 37 exons. Gene Ontology annotation, biological process: calcium ion import across plasma membrane. The coding region runs from base 731 to 7387 and encodes 2218 amino acids. Gene Ontology annotation, cellular component: membrane; voltage-gated calcium channel complex. Gene Ontology annotation, molecular function: high voltage-gated calcium channel activity.